Messenger RNA from Hypoxylon trugodes, 1841 nucleotides. RefSeq names its product WD40 repeat-like protein. Gene Ontology annotation, cellular component: Set1C/COMPASS complex. Gene Ontology annotation, molecular function: protein binding. The record is from RefSeq and is a predicted model, not a curated record. The transcript is spliced from 2 exons. The coding region runs from base 226 to 1647 and encodes 473 amino acids. NCBI's taxonomy places the organism in Eukaryota, Fungi, Ascomycota, Sordariomycetes, Xylariales, Hypoxylaceae.
CCUGCACAGAUCCCUGCAGAUUUACCUGGAUGAGCUGCAAGGCUACACAGAUACUUUUUAACUGCCGCGAGCUUCAGAGCAACUACGAUCGGAAUUGACGGUCACAAAUAAAUUAUUAUUUCCGAGUUUACUCUAAAGAGUGCAUGUGACUUCCUCAGCAUACUAUAAACGCGUCGCAAUCGCGAUUAUACCCCUUCCCGAGUCACUGAACACGAACGCGCCAAAAUGAAUUUGCUACUGUCCGACGAUUACCUACUCCAAGACUAUCCCGAGAAUAUCACCAACACCAUCCGAUCCGGUCAUACAACAUGUCUUCGAUUCAAUCGCAAAGGCGAUUGCCUAGCUUCGGGUCGCGUCGAUGGCACAGUAGUAGUUUGGGAUCUCGAGACCAUGGGUGUGGCGCGGAAGUUAAGAGGCCAUAGAGCGGCCAUAACUUCACUUAGUUGGUCUAGAUGUGGUCGCUACUUGCUCUCCGCCUGUCAAGGCUGGAGAGCUGUUCUGUGGGAUCUACAGGAUGGUACUAGGUAUCGAGAGGUGCGCUUUCGCGCGCCUAUCUAUACAGCGGAUUUACAUCCAUGGAAUCACAACUUAUUCGUAGCUUCCAUAUUCGACGAAGCCCCAUCGCUUGUCGACAUGACCGGUUCGAGCGACGCCAAACACACACUUCCUUCCGCGCCGAAACGGACGAAUACCGAUGCCGAUGCUGCAACGAAGGAAAAACAAGCGAAAGAGGACGCAAAACAAAUGACCACGGCGACGGUUUGGACAGCAGCGGGAGAUCACAUACUUGCAGGCACAAACAAAGGUCGCUUCAACAUCAUAGAUGCCAACACACGCGGAAUAAUAUGGUCAGAGAAGAUAUGUAGUUCUGUUGUGACUACGCUACGAUUGACGGGUUCUGGGCGUGAGUUGCUAGUUAAUUCCCAGGACCGCAUCAUUAGAACCUUCCACCUACCGAACCUCUCCGCGGAGGACCUCGAUCCCGAUACGAUACAGAUGCCACUAGAACACAAGUUCCAAGAUGUCGUCAAUAGGCUUUCAUGGAAUCACGUCACCUUUAGCGCGACCGGAGAAUACGUGGCAGCGUCUACGUAUAACAAUCACGAAUUAUAUAUAUGGGAACGAAAUCACGGAAGUUUGGUUCGAAUGCUGGAGGGACCUAAAGAGGAACAGGGCGUCAUCGAAUGGCAUCCCCACAGAGCUGUACUAGCCGCGUGUGGACUCGAAACCGGUCGUAUUUACAUUUGGUCGGUUACUACGCCACAGCGGUGGUCAGCAUUGGCACCGGACUUCGUGGAGGUAGAGGAAAAUGUGGAGUAUAUCGAAAGAGAGGACGAAUUUGAUAUUCACCCGCAGGAAGAGAUUAAUAAGCGAAGGUUGGAUCAAGAGGAUGAGGAUAUUGAUGUCUUGACUCUGGAUCUGAGCAAAGGGUACGAUGAGGAAAUUGAUGGCGCAGGAUUUCGGAUGCCGGUACUGUUCAACCUUGGCGAGAGUGAUAGUGAGGAAGAAUUUGUGGCAGUAUCGACGGGUACUGUGCGCCGUCGGAGUUUAGGGGAGGCACAGGAGGGCGAGGUUCCCGACGAGGAAAAGACCGCUGGAACUAAGAAAACAGUCCCUGCGAAGGGCACGAGGGGUAGGAAGAAAUAAGUGCGAUAGUCUAAUAUCAAAAAGAAAUCUUGAGAGUAUCAUCCGUGGCGUCUGAUUUAGUGAGGUUUCUAUGCGCCCAGGGGCCUUAAGCACUGUUUUAGGGGAUAUAUGACGUUUAGGUAGAUCGGUAGGUACCACCUACCCAGAUACAGUGCACAAUGUCCCCGAGUUUAUCCCCAUGAUGUAAGUAACAC